AUGGUUGAACGGCCAGCGGGCCCGCCUGAAAUACCCCUAGGCCGCGUUCACCGAGGAGUACCUCAAGGAGAAGAAGGCGAAGAGUGCUCCAUGGUGGAAAUUCUGGGCUCACGCAAUAAGGCCGCCGCCGGCACUGAUGACGAAGCCUUCCUCGUCAAGGGGAAGAAGCUCUCCCCUCCUCGCCUAACGGUCCUGUGUGACGACGCGUCGGCCAAGCCGACCGGUUCGGAGCCCUCCCCAUACACCCAAAAGACGGCCUCUGAGACUCGGGUGAUGUUUGUCGCACCGCAGGGCCUCCCCCUCCCCCUCCCCCACACGCCAACCGAGGUUGACUCUGACAUCCUUUCGGCAGUCAAGAAAGCCCUCAAGGGCAGUGGAUAG
Molecule: messenger RNA, 381 nt
Organism: Penicillium vulpinum
Lineage: Eukaryota; Fungi; Ascomycota; Eurotiomycetes; Eurotiales; Aspergillaceae
Exons: 3
Coding region: 1-381 (126 amino acids)
Source: RefSeq, a predicted model, not a curated record